Messenger RNA from Talaromyces stipitatus ATCC 10500, 873 nucleotides. RefSeq lists its product as uncharacterized. NCBI's taxonomy places the organism in Eukaryota, Fungi, Ascomycota, Eurotiomycetes, Eurotiales, Trichocomaceae. The transcript is spliced from 2 exons. Bases 253 to 873 code for a protein of 206 amino acids. The record is from RefSeq and is a predicted model, not a curated record.
GUUCACGAAAUUUGGCAAGACUCAGGCGGCCAGCAAACUCUUAGGUAAUUUUCACUCAUUCCACUAAUCUAUUUCCCAAAUCCACCGAUAUUAGCAAUCUUUCAGCUCAAAUUAGCCCAGAUUCACAUUACCCUCUCAUCAACAAUCUCAUUGUAUUUCAGUGUUGCGGACAUCGAAGAAGAACUGCCUUCUGAAUAUCCAGACUCAUAGUCAUCACCACUCAUUACAUCCCCCAAAGAGACACUAAUAAAUAUGAGCCGCUAUGAACAACUUCCUGCAAACGAUUUCCUGCAAGAUGAGGUGGAUCAAGAACCAGGAGCAGUUGAUAUAGAAGAGAAACCAGUGCAAGAGAAGGCGCGAAAAUGGCUACAAAUUCUAUUGAGAGCAAUAACCAUCACCCUGACAAUCUACGCUAUUGUAGACAUUGUGUUUCAGUUGUGGAUGUAUACUUUCGUCUACAGCAUGUCUGAAGACUCGGCUUGCUCAUGUGGUGAUACUCCCGCGGAAGCUGUCAGCCGUGGCUGCAAAUUUGACCCCUUCGCUGCUACUUGGCUACCAGACAGAUGUCGCGAUGACGAACUCAUUGACUUUUUUAAUGAUCUGGGUCACAAGAACAAUCAUACAUGGUGGGAUUUUUACGACUGGCCCGACAAAAACGAUAAAAUGGAUUUGCAGCAAAUAUCCAUGAAAGCUGGGAGGGUAGGGAUAGAGACACCAUACGUGACGACAUCAGUUGACUGGCACCACGCACACUGUCUCUUCCUUCUUGCUAAAGGCUCCCGCGAAAAAUCAAAUGCCGAUGAAUUCAUUGCGUACACUGAAGUCGAUAUCUACCCAGACGGUUUUGAAGGAAACGAAGAGGACCCCGCCUGA